AUGCUUCCUACUGUCAGUGUCAAUUCGAUUGAUAAUUCAAGCUACAAGGCGCCAAAACACUUUCCAAUCGGACCCAAGUUCACCCGGUACGAAAAGAAUCCUAUUUUGAAGCCCAAUCCCAAAAACGAAUGGGAAUCGGCAUAUUUAUACAAUGCCAGUGCCAUUGUGGUGGAUGAUAGAAUCUAUCUUUUGUAUAGGGCGCAGAACGAGGCCAAGGUGUCGAGCGUCGGGCUUGCAUGGAGUGAUGACGGAUACCAUUUCACUCGGUACGAUAAACCAAUUGUUAGUGCCAGUGAGUCUUACGAAUUGAAGGGAGGAAUUGAAGACCCUAGGAUUGUCAGAGAUCCAAAACUGAAGAAAUUCAUCUUGACUUACACUGCUUACGAUGGUUCUACUGCCAGAUUAUGUGUUGCUACUUCUGAAAAUCUAUUUGAUUGGGUUAAACAACCCCCAAUCAUUAAAAACGAUAAUUGGUACGACAUUGCGGUUCUUUCCAACGGAGAACAAAUCAUUAGACAUGCUUGGCUGAAGUCGGGGGCUAUAUUCAAUGAAGCCCAACCUAAACUGAAUAAGUAUUACAUGAUUUGGGGGGACUGUGCUUUCCAUCUUGCUGAACUGAAAGAUUUGGUUCAUUGGACUUUGCCCUCCCAUGACUAUCAUUCUAAUCUUUUCACCACUGGUAAGUUCAACUGGCAAGACCGUUUGAUUGAACCGGGCCCGGCCCCAAUUAAAUUAGACACCGGUGACCCCAAUAAAAACUAUUGGGUUUUAUUCUAUAAUUCUUCCACUUGCGGCGGUGGUGACUACCCAAAGGAUACUUACUCUCUUUCCCAAAUGUUAAUUGACUAUAACGACUUAUCCAAAGGCCCUAUUGCCAGACAGGAAACGCCGUUCAUGGUUCCUGAUUCCAAAAACGAAAUCGAGGGCCAGGUCAAUAAAGUUGUCUUCACCGAAGGCCUCGUUCAAUUCAAGGGUAAAUGGUUUUUGUAUUACGGCCAGGGUGACUCUGAACUAGGUGUCGCCACUGCCGAUGCCUAA
This is a messenger RNA of Hyphopichia burtonii NRRL Y-1933, 1038 nucleotides long. RefSeq lists its product as uncharacterized. Lineage: Eukaryota; Fungi; Ascomycota; Pichiomycetes; Serinales; Debaryomycetaceae. The coding region runs from base 1 to 1038 and encodes 345 amino acids. The record is from RefSeq and is a predicted model, not a curated record. The transcript has a single exon.